AUCCUUUCCUCCUCCCCAAGUAGCUCUAGUCCGCCUCGCCGUCUCCUCCUCCUCGCCCCCAGAACCCGGCCGAGCGCUCCAAGUCGAAGCCUUCCUCCGUCGCCAUGUACCGCGCGGCCACCAGCCUCGCCUCCAAGGCCCGGCAAGCCGGUAGCAGCGCUCGCCAGGUGGGGAGCAGGCUGGCCUGGAGCAGGAAUUAUGCUGCCAAGGACAUCAAGUUCGGUGUAGAGGCCCGGGCCUUGAUGAUGAAGGGCGUUGAGGAGUUGGCAGAUGCAGUCAAAGUGACAAUGGGUCCUAAGGGACGCACUGUUAUUAUUGAGCAAAGCUUUGGUGCUCCUAAAGUUACGAAGGAUGGAGUGACUGUUGCCAAGAGUAUUGAAUUCAGUGACAGGGUAAAGAAUGUUGGCGCAAGCCUUGUAAAGCAGGUCGCUAAUGCUACUAAUGAUACUGCUGGGGAUGGUACUACAUGUGCUACCAUUCUGACAAAGGCUAUAUUCAGUGAGGGUUGCAAGUCCGUAGCGGCCGGAAUGAAUGCCAUGGAUCUGAGACGUGGUAUCUCAAUGGCUGUUGAUGCUGUGGUCACAAACCUAAAGGGCAUGGCCCGAAUGAUCAGCACAUCAGAAGAAAUAGCACAGGUGGGUACUAUAUCAGCUAACGGGGAAAGGGAAAUUGGUGAGCUAAUUGCAAAGGCUAUGGAGAAGGUUGGUAAAGAGGGAGUUAUUACUAUUGCGGAUGGCAACACUCUCUAUAACGAGCUUGAAGUUGUGGAAGGCAUGAAGCUUGACAGAGGUUACAUCUCUCCAUACUUUAUUACCAACCAAAAGAACCAGAAAUGUGAACUAAAUGAUCCCUUGAUUUUGAUACAUGACAAGAAAGUAUCUAACAUGCACGCGGUGGUCAAAGUGUUGGAGUUAGCUCUGAAGAAGCAAAAGCCUCUGCUUAUUGUUGCCGAAGAUAUAGAAAGUGAAGCGUUGGGUACCCUGAUUAUUAACAAGCUUCGUGCAGGCAUUAAGGUCUGUGCGGUCAAAGCUCCUGGUUUUGGGGAGAACAGGAAAGCCAACUUACAGGACCUUGCUAUCCUUACCGGGGCAGAAGUCAUAACUGAAGAACUUGGGAUGAACCUUGAGAACCUGGAGCCUCAGAUGCUGGGCUCUUGCAAGAAGGUUACAGUUUCUAAGGAUGACACUGUUAUCCUUGAUGGAGCUGGAGAUAAGAAGGCCAUUGAAGAGAGAGCUGAGCAGCUGAGAUCUGCAAUUGAGCUAAGCACUUCUGACUAUGAUAAGGAGAAGCUACAGGAGCGAUUGGCAAAGCUUUCUGGUGGUGUUGCUGUUCUAAAGAUUGGUGGGGCAAGUGAGGUGGAAGUUGGUGAGAAGAAGGAUAGAGUGACUGAUGCGCUAAAUGCUACCAAAGCUGCAGUGGAGGAGGGUAUUGUUCCAGGUGGUGGUGUUGCCCUUCUCUAUGCGUCAAAAGACCUGGAUAAGUUGCCGACUGCAAACUUUGACCAAAAGAUUGGUGUCCAAAUCAUUCAAAAUGCUUUGAAGACCCCGGUGCACACUAUUGCUUCAAAUGCAGGUGUAGAAGGGGCUGUCAUUGUUGGCAAGCUUUUGGAACAGGAAAACACUGAUCUAGGCUAUGAUGCAGCUAAAGGUGAAUAUGUGGACAUGGUGAAGGCUGGUAUCAUUGACCCACUUAAAGUGAUCAGAACAGCCCUGGUGGAUGCUGCAAGUGUGUCUUCUCUCAUGACUACCACAGAAUCGAUCAUUGUUGAGAUCCCUAAGGAAGAGAGCAAUGCACCAGCAAUGGGCGGCAUGGGUGGAAUGGAUUACUGACAUACUUCCCUGGCACAUGUCAAAGCAAUGUGAUUACGUGAAACAUUAAUACUAGAUCCUUUCUGCAGUGUGUAUUCAUCAUUAUCUGUCUGAUGAGGAAGUUGCCCAAAUUUUGAUCCUACUGCAAGAGGAUUACUAACUUGAAAUAGAGGUAGUGCUGGAAAUUGGAACGAACCGAAUCCUUUUAUACGAGCACUGAAAGUUUAUUUUUUGGAUCAAAUUGUGGUUGCUCCGCAACUGAUCUCGUUUACACCUACUACUUGUUUCCUUGAUACACCGGGCGACUGGACGGUUGUGCCACCUUUCUGUGGAAGUGAAGUUGUUUAUUGGGGUAGUACUGAUUUUCAAGAUGAAUAUUAGAUGUCGAUUUGAUGGUGUGAGAUC
Phragmites australis (common reed) is the source of this 2213-nucleotide messenger RNA. RefSeq names its product chaperonin CPN60-2, mitochondrial-like. Gene Ontology annotation, cellular component: cytosol; mitochondrion. Lineage: Eukaryota; Viridiplantae; Streptophyta; Magnoliopsida; Poales; Poaceae. The coding region runs from base 105 to 1829 and encodes 574 amino acids. Gene Ontology annotation, biological process: protein refolding. The record is from RefSeq and is a predicted model, not a curated record. Gene Ontology annotation, molecular function: ATP-dependent protein folding chaperone; ATP binding. The transcript is spliced from 18 exons.